Molecule: messenger RNA, 1448 nt
Organism: Hyalella azteca
Lineage: Eukaryota; Metazoa; Arthropoda; Malacostraca; Amphipoda; Hyalellidae
Exons: 3
Coding region: 158-643 (161 amino acids)
Source: RefSeq, a predicted model, not a curated record
ACACUUGCAACAAAUUUGGGUGCUAAAAAGUGAAUAAAUCCAAACUGUUGAUCAUUUUACUACCAGCCAUUCCAAAUUUUACUACCAGCCAUCUUUCUGUUCCAAAUUUACUGCAGAUAAUCUGCCAGGAGACAGGCUGCAAAGGUUGAUUGAAUCAAUGGAGACUAUUAAUAAUAAAUUAGAACAAAAUGGCUUGCAGCCAAUAACCAAGCAAAAUAUUUUAUAUUAUUACAUUCCCAUGGAUGGAUGUGUGGGAUUUGUAAUUCUAGGCUCACAAAUGUUAAGUCCUGAAUUCUACUCCAAGUUCAAGUUCCUAAUGAUUCCACGCACUGUUUCUCUGACCAAUGCCUGCCUGGGGACAUCGCUCUUGGGUUCAGCUUUGUACAUCAGCUCCCGAUCUCAUAUGAAGUCCUUACCAAUCUCCCAGAAAAUUUCCUACAGCAUUCUGGGUAGCUCGCUGCUGAACCUUGGUAGCGUCCUAGGCUGGGCACUGUGCCGCAGCUGGGUCAGUGGUGACGACAGUGCAGGAGGCUCAGGGGUGCUGCUGCGGGCUGUGGCUGGCGGUGUGGCUGCUGCUGGUGUCAUCACUCUCGCUCGCUCUUACCUCAACUUUGUUGACGACCAAAUUUCUAAAGCCAAGUAGUAACCUCAAUGGCAUUAGUGUUGCACAGCCCACUUUGUGGCAAUAAUGCCCGUGUAGUGAGAGCUCUGUCAUGUUCUCCUGGCACUACUGUCAGCUAAGUCAUCAGCCAAUGGUGCUGUGACUCGACACAAGUAUUUAUUAUGCUCAUGGUUAGUUAUUCGCUUUCCAAAUACGAUGUUGUGGUUCGAAUUUAUUGUCUAUGCGCCGUAUAUUUCAUUUUUUAGCGAUAUCUGAAAUAACAUAUAUCGACCAAAGAUAAAAAAAAUUUUGAGAUGUUGCAUUGGUUUGAGGAAUAUUAUUGCUUUCAAGAUCCCAUAAACAAAGCCUUAUAUUGUACGUAUCUAUGGUUAUUGACAUCGGCAUAUAUAUAGGUUAAUUCAAGUCCUGCGUUAAUUUGUUCAUUAAACUUACUAAUGGAUAAGUUAAACUUACUAAUGGAUAAGGUAGCGGGAUUAUUUCUCUGCAUGUAUAAAAUUUACAUCCUCCAUUCCGCCAAAGACAUUAAUCGUCUACUCUUAUUUUUGAACACACUUUUGACAAUUUGUAUCGAAGACGUCAAGUUACAAUUAUGUUGGACUUUACCACCAAGUUGGAAACCAAAAAAAACGAGAUAAGAGAUGCACAGUAAUAAGGUCCUUAAGAUAGAAGUAACAGCAAAGUUUUAGUUAGUAGAAUAAAAUAUUUGUUUUAUCUCUCAUUACUCGUCACUUCGUGAAAUGCUUUAUGUUGCGAAGUUUCGUGAUAGUAAAGUUUUGUGAUGUUUGAUUGUAAAUACAUUUUUGUGAUGAUACAAGUCGUGGUGACA